AUGUGUUUGGGGUCGGAAACAGGGGCUAAGGAGUUAAAGGUGCGUUUUCUGUUGGCGGAAGCUGAAACUUCAUAUAAUGUGCUGCUGGGGCGGCCUUGUUUGAACGAAUUUGGAGUAAUAGUAUCCACUCCACAUUUAACAAUGAAGUAUCCGGCGGAUGACGGUAAGGUGUGGAUCGUUCGGGCGGAUCAGAAGGUGGCAAGGGAGUGCUAUGCGGCAGAAUUGAAGGUCAAGCCGCCAGGACAUCGAAUGGGAGAAGCACGGUCCGAGGUAGCUAUGGCAGAGUUAGAUCCAAGGGAGGAUACGGACGAACGGAUAGAGCCGAUGGGUGAGGUGCAACCUUUUCCUUUGGGAGAAGCGGACCAAACAACCAUGGUCGGUCGGGAGUUACACGAGGGAGAAACGGCGAGGUUGGGAAAUUUGUUGGUUAGGAAUAAGGACUUGUUUGCAUGGACGACGUUCGACAUGCCGGGAAUCCAUCCCGAUAUAAUUUCGCACAAGUUAUCGGUGUUUCGAGAUGCCAAGCUGGUGUCUCAAAGGAAGAGACGACUUGGAAUAGAGAAGAGGAGGGCAGUGGACGAAGAGGUGGGGAAGUUGUUCGAAGCUGGAUUUAUAAGGGAGGUCAGGUAUACCACUUGGUUGUCCAAUGUGGUUAUGGUAAAAAAGUCGAACGGGAAAUGGAGGAUGUGCACAGAUUUCACGGAUCUCAACAAAGCCUGCCCGAAGGAUACGUAUUCUUUGCCAAAUAUUGAUGCAUUGGUGGAUGGGGUGUCAGAGUAUGAGAUAAUGAGUUUCUUGGAUGCAUACUCGGGAUACAAUCAAAUACCCAUGUACUAG
Messenger RNA from Vigna radiata var. radiata (mung bean), 837 nucleotides. RefSeq lists its product as uncharacterized. The transcript has a single exon. NCBI's taxonomy places the organism in Eukaryota, Viridiplantae, Streptophyta, Magnoliopsida, Fabales, Fabaceae. The record is from RefSeq and is a predicted model, not a curated record. The coding region runs from base 1 to 837 and encodes 278 amino acids.